GUGAAAGUAUAAUUCAUCGGCCUAUAUUGGACUUUUAUGAAAGCAGAAACAUCUUUACACAAUUGUAAUGGAACCAGAUGGAGAUCCGCUUUAUGAGAAACUAUCCACAGAUACGGGUCCACACAGUUCAGUCCAGAAGCAAAGAUCAAAGUCACAUGAGCGCAGUUAUGUGUCCAUGAAGAGCAACCAGUCACUAGAUCCUCCACUUCACUUCAGUAGAUUCAAUCAUCCAAAGUUUAGACCAGAUCCACCAGUAUCCAGACCUGUGUUCAUGAAGAGCGACUGGUCAUGGGAUCCUCAGUGCAACUUUAGCAGACGCAUUGCUUCUAGGUCUAGUUAUGGCCCUCAACAUGCAGAACCCCUCAAGACAUUUAGAUCAAAUCUGAGGAAGAAGUUUGAGAGUCUGUAUGAGGGAACGGCAAAGCAGGGAAACCCAACACUGCUGAAAGAGAUCUACACAGAGCUCUACAUCACAGAGAGUGAGAGUGGAGAGAUUAAUAAUGAGCAUGAGGUGAGACAGAUUGAGACACAGUCCAGGAGAGCAGCAACAAAGGACACCGCGAUCAAAUGCAGUGACAUCUUCAGACCUUUACCUGGACAAGACAAACCCGUCAGAACUGUGCUGACAAAGGGAGUCGCUGGCAUUGGAAAAACAGUCUCUGUGCAGAAGUUCAUCCUGGACUGGGCUGAAGGGAAAGAGAAUCAGGACGUCCAGCUCAUAUUUCCACUUCCUUUCAGAGAGCUCAAUCUGAUGAAGGACAAAACACUCAGUCUUUUGGGUCUAAUGCAUAUUUUCUUUCCUGAAACCAAAGAAAUGAAACCAUUCAGUGGUGAAAAUAAAGUUGUCUUUGUUUUUGAUGGUCUGGAUGAGUGUCGUCUGUCUCUGGAUUUUCAGAGCGAUGUGAGGUUGUGUGAUGUGAGUGAAGCCGCUUCAGUGGAUGUGCUGCUGAUGAACCUGAUUGUGGGGAAUCUGCUUCCCUCGGCUCUCAUCUGGAUCACCUCCAGACCAGCAGCAGCUGAUCUCAUCCCCUCUGAGUGCAUCCAUCGAGUGACAGAGGUACGAGGCUUCAAUGAUCCACAGAAGGAGGAGUACUUCAGGAAGAGAAUCAGUGAUCCAAGUCUGGCCAACAGGAUCAUCUCACACCUGAAGUCAUCGAGGAGCCUCUUCAUCAUGUGCCACAUCCCAGUCUUCUGCUGGAUCUCAGCCACUGUUCUGGAGAAGAUGAUGAGGAAAUCAUGGAAAGGAGAUAUUCCCAAGACUCUCACUCAAAUGUACACACACUUCCUGAUUAUUCAGACCAGCAUCAAACAUGAGAAGGACUAUGAGAAGAAAGUGAAGGAUGAAGACAUGAUCCUCAAACUGGGGAAACUGGCUUUCCAGCAGCUUGUGAAAGGUAACCUGAUCUUCUAUGAGGAAGACCUGAGAGAGUGUGGCAUUGAUGAGACUGAAGCAUCAGUUUACUCAGGAUUGUGCACUCAGAUCUUCAGAGAGGAGUUGGGCUUGUAUCAGGGGAAAGUCUUCUGCUUUGUUCAUCUGAGCAUUCAAGAGCAUCUCGCAGCUCUAUAUGUGCUGCUUUCAUUCCUGCUGGACAAGAGAGAUGUGCUCAAUGAAAACCUCAGCUCAAAACAUGCACACGAGAUCACAUGUCACACAAUAUCUGACCUGCAUCAGAGAGCCGUGGACAAGGCUUUACAGAGUAAGAAUGGACAUCUGGACCUUUUCCUCCGAUUUCUUCUGGGUCUCUCGCUGGAGUCCAAUCAGAAGCUCAUGAAAGGUCUUCUGACACACAUUGGGAACAUCUCAUACAAUGAAGAGAAAACGGUUGAGUAUAUUAAAAUCAAAAUAAGAGUGAAUCCCUCACCAGAGAAAUCCAUCAAUCUAUUUCACUGUUUAAAUGAACUGGGCGAUCAGUCUCUCGUCAGUGAAGUCCAGAAGUAUCUCAGAUCUGGAGGUCUGUCAAGCGCUAGACUGUCCUCAUCACAGUGGUCAGCUGUUGUCUUUGUUUUGUUGACCUCAGAGCAGUUGGAUGAAUUUGAUUUAAGUAAAUAUAUAAGUAACAAGUACAAAGAAAACCACAUGACUCCUGAUGAAGUUCUUCUGAAGCUCUUGCCUGUAGUUGAAGCCUCCAGAUCAGCAGAGUUGAGAGAUUGUGGCGUCACAGCUGAAGGUUGUACUGCUCUGAGUUCAGCUCUGAGAUCAAACUCCUCACAGCUGAGAGAACUGAAUCUGCCUGGGAAUAAAGUAGGAGAUGCAGGAGUGAAGCUGAUCUCUGAUGCACUGAAGGAUCCUCGCUGUAAACUGGAGACACUGAGGUUGUCUGAUUGUAGAGUCACAUCUAAAGGUUGUGCUGCUCUGAGUUCAGCUCUGAGAUCAAACUCCUCACAGCUGAGAGAACUGCGUCUGUCUGAGAAUUAUGUUGGAGAUAGGGGUCUGACGCUGAUCUCUGAUGCACUGAAGGAUCCUCGCUGUGAACUGGAGAAACUGAGGUUGAGAGAUUGUGGCGUCACAGAUGAAGGUUGUGCUGCUCUGAGUUCAGCUCUGAGAUCAAACCCCUCACAGCUGAGAGAACUGAGUCUGUCUGGGAAUAAAGUAGGAGAUGCAGGAGUGAAGCUGAUCUCUGAUGCACUGAAGGAUCCUCGCUGUGAACUGGAGAUACUGUGGUUGUGGGAUUGUGGCGUCACAGAUGAAGGUUGUGCUGCUCUGAGUUCAGCUCUGAGAUCAAACCCCUCACAGCUGAGAGAACUGAGUCUGUCUGGGAAUAAUGUAGGAGAUGCAGGAGUGAAGCUGCUCUCUGAUGCACUGAAGGAUCCUAGCUGUAAACUGGAGAUACUGUGGUUGAGAGAUUGUGGCGUCACAGAUGAAGGUUGUGCUGCUCUGAGUUCAGCUCUGAGAUCAAACCCCUCACAGCUGAGAGAACUGAGUCUGUCUGGGAAUAAAGUAGGAGAUGCAGGAGUGAAGCUGAUCUCUGAUGCACUGAAGGAUCCUCGCUGUGAACUGGAGAUACUGUGGUUGUGGGAUUGUGGCGUCACAGAUGAAGGUUGUGCUGCUCUGAGUUCAGCUCUGAGAUCAAACCCCUCACAGCUGAGAGAACUGAGUCUGUCUGGGAAUAAUGUAGGAGAUGCAGGAGUGAAGCUGCUCUCUGAUGCACUGAAGGAUCCUAGCUGUAAACUGGAGAUACUGUGGUUGAGAGAUUGUGGCGUCACAGAUGAAGGUUGUGCUGCUCUGAGUUCAGCUCUGAGAUCAAACUCCUCACAGCUGAGAAAACUGGAUCUGUCUAAGAAUAAUCUAGGAGUUGCAGGAGUGAAACUGAUCUCUAAUGGACUCAAGCAUCCUCGCUGUAAACUGGAGAAACUGACGUGUUCCCCAUUUAGUUCCUGAAUUUAAGCCCUGUGUUUUCCUAAGUCCUGCGUCCAGUCUUAUACGUCUAAGCCCUGCGCUACGUGUGUGUUCCUGCCCAUGUAUGUCUUUAUGUGGAUUAAUAAAAAUUGUUCCUCGUUACCCCCCAUCGUCUCCACAUUCCUUUGUUCCGACACUGUAGGCAAACCAUGACGGCUGGUGAGGGGGAAAGGGUGACAGAGUGCAGAGGGCCCAGAGGUUUGUGGGGCCCCAGCGAAAGUGAUUUUGCGAUCGGAAACUUGCUUUUGAUAAGCACAGU
Messenger RNA from Sinocyclocheilus grahami, 3656 nucleotides. Its product is annotated as NACHT, LRR and PYD domains-containing protein 12-like. The record is from RefSeq and is a predicted model, not a curated record. The transcript has 12 exons. The coding region runs from base 68 to 3379 and encodes 1103 amino acids. Gene Ontology annotation, molecular function: protein binding. NCBI's taxonomy places the organism in Eukaryota, Metazoa, Chordata, Actinopteri, Cypriniformes, Cyprinidae.